This is a messenger RNA of Fundulus heteroclitus (mummichog), 696 nucleotides long. RefSeq names its product ankyrin repeat domain 45 (gene ankrd45). The coding region runs from base 35 to 604 and encodes 189 amino acids. The transcript has 4 exons. NCBI's taxonomy places the organism in Eukaryota, Metazoa, Chordata, Actinopteri, Cyprinodontiformes, Fundulidae. Gene Ontology annotation, molecular function: protein binding. The record is from RefSeq and is a predicted model, not a curated record.
GGCCUUUAACGCAACACCGACUGACGCUGUAACCAUGGAAGCAGUCGUUCUGGGAAUCGCGAUGACAACAAAACAAGACGAAAUCUUUGACAGCGUCCUCUCCGGGGACCUGGAAAACAUAAAGCACCUUCUGGAAAGCAACGAUGCCACAGAAGAGUCAGAGGAGCAGGAUUUGUUCGGAAAAGUGGACGAGAUGGGAAGAAACGCCUUGAUGGUCGCUUCCAUGUUGGGAGAGAGCAGCAUCGUCCGUGAACUGGUGAAACAGGGCGCCAGGGUGGACGGCCAUACCGUCAGAGGUUAUACAUCGCUGCAUCUCGCUGCUUGCUGGGGCCACCUGGACACAGUGAGGACUCUGCUUGAACUGGGAGCUGACACACAGGCCGAGACCUUCAGAGGGGAGAGGCCUGUGGACCUGGCCAGGAAAUAUUCCCAGACGGACUGCUGUGACUGCCUCACGCAGGCUGAGCAUGAACAGGAAGACAUCAUCCCUGACUCAGAUGAAACUCACGCAGGAUCAAGAGACACACUCUCUACAAAGGAGAUUGAUACAGCGAGUCAAAAAACCCAAAGAGCCAAGCAUUUGAAAAAAAAGCCUAUGCUUUAAGAACAUUGUGUGCAUUAACGGCGUAAAAUGUAAGCCUAUUUCCAAAACUGUUUGGUACUGAGCACACAAGAUUUUCAUUAAAACAGCAGAGG